UCCAGCUUCUCUCGAAUCAACAAUAUCUAAGUGAAAUUAUAAAACCCUUCCAAUCCCUACUUUCUCUCUCCCUGAUACCAUUUUACCUUAUCUACACCAGCCAUACAUACGAUUUCUACAUACGUGGUCGGUCAGCUAAAACGGACGUUGGUCGUUGUAUCACCGAUCAGAUCAGGUUAUAAUGGCUCAGGACAAGUACAAUUUGAAGAAUCCGGCGGUGAAGAGGAUUUUGCAGGAGGUCAAAGAGAUGCAAUCUAAUCCUUCUGAUGAUUUCAUGAGCCUACCUCUUGAGGAGAACAUAUUUGAAUGGCAAUUUGCCAUCAGGGGCCCCUGUGAUACUGAAUUUGAGGGUGGGAUUUAUCAUGGACGGAUUCAAUUACCUGCAGAAUAUCCAUUCAAACCUCCUUCAUUUAUGCUGUUGACUCCAAAUGGCCGUUUUGAAACCCAGACAAAAAUAUGCUUAAGCAUAUCAAAUCACCAUCCUGAGCAUUGGCAGCCAUCAUGGAGUGUACGGACAGCACUGGUAGCUCUUAUAGCAUUCAUGCCUACCAAUCCAAAUGGUGCACUGGGCUCACUAGACUACAAGAAGGAAGAGAGGCGUGUUCUGGCCAUCAAAUCUCGAGAAGCUGCCCCUAGAUUUGGGACUCCUGAACGUCAAAAACUUAUUGAUGAGAUUCAUCAGUAUAUGCUAAGCAAGGCACCACCAGUUCCUCCAGUAAACCCCUCUCAGGAUUCUGAAGAACAACCAACCAACAGGGAGGGUGAAGCCCAGUCUAGUUUGCAAGAAGAUGAAUCCUUAGCUGCACAUGUUCCAAAUCCAGUAGAUGGUGAAAAUAUGGCAGUGGGUGAUAGGAUUACUGAAGAAGUUCCCGAGGCUUCUGUUAGUGUGAAUCCUGGCACUACAGCAGUGAGGGAAUCAAGAGAGAUUCCUGCUAGCGGUUCAAGUGAUCAGCUGCUGCAUAAGCCAGAGAUGAGAGUUCAAAAACCUGCCGAUGAUCGCUUGUUUACAUGGGCUGCUGUUGGACUUACCAUUGCAAUUGUGGUUCUUUUGCUGAAGAAGUUCAUGAAAUCCAAUGGACAUGGUGCUUUGUUCAUGGAUGGAUCAUAAAUGAAGAGAUAUUCAUCUAGAUUGGAUAACUUGUGUUUUUAAGUUAUAUCUACAGGGAGGGGAAAAAAUGGAAAACGGCAAGAUUCUACCGAGCUUUUCUUCUAGAUUAAUAUAAUUUAUAGUUAUAUAUUAUAACGUGCACGAUUAUUGUAAUUAAUAAUGGAGAUGAGCGACUUGUUUGCAACAA
This is a messenger RNA of Manihot esculenta (cassava), 1295 nucleotides long. Its product is annotated as ubiquitin-conjugating enzyme E2 32. NCBI's taxonomy places the organism in Eukaryota, Viridiplantae, Streptophyta, Magnoliopsida, Malpighiales, Euphorbiaceae. The transcript has 5 exons. The record is from RefSeq and is a predicted model, not a curated record. Bases 182 to 1108 code for a protein of 308 amino acids.